This is a messenger RNA of Sphaerodactylus townsendi, 2100 nucleotides long. RefSeq names its product cytochrome P450 3A9-like. The record is from RefSeq and is a predicted model, not a curated record. Gene Ontology annotation, molecular function: oxidoreductase activity, acting on paired donors, with incorporation or reduction of molecular oxygen, reduced flavin or flavoprotein as one donor, and incorporation of one atom of oxygen; iron ion binding; testosterone 6-beta-hydroxylase activity. Lineage: Eukaryota; Metazoa; Chordata; Lepidosauria; Squamata; Sphaerodactylidae. Gene Ontology annotation, biological process: oxidative demethylation; steroid metabolic process.
CAGAAGACAGCUGCCUGCAGCUCCAAGCACAGAAAGGGACAACCGCAUCAAAGAGAGGACAACCCAUCACGAGUGAAGAUGGACUUCCUGCCUGCGUUUUCCCCUGGGACGUGGUUACUUCUCAUUGUUCUCCUGGGCCUUCUACUGAUAUAUGGAAUAUGGCCCUUUGGUGUGUUCACGAAAUUAGGAAUCCCUGGCCCGAUGCCAUUACCUUUCUUUGGGACCCUCUUACGGUACCGCAAAGGUUUCUUGAACUUUGACAGCGAAUGCUACAAGAAAUACGGGAAAAUCUGGGGAAUUUAUGAUGGCCGGCAACCUCUACUCGUUGUGCUGGACACCACCAUAAUUAAAGCUGUACUAGUGAAAGAGUGCUACACGACUUUCACCAACCGACGGAACAUAGGCUUGUUGGGAAUACUGGAGAAUGCCAUCUCGAUAGCAAAGGAUGAACAGUGGAAGAGGAUCCGCACCGUGCUGUCGCCGACCUUCACCAGCGGGAAGCUGAAGGAGAUGUUCCCCAUUAUAAAACACUAUGGGGAAAUUCUGACCCAGAAUGUACAGAAGGCUGUGGAAAGGGAUGAGCCCGUGGCGGUGAAGGACGUCUUCGGAGCCUACAGCAUGGACGUCAUCACUAGCACCGCUUUUGGCGUGAACAUCGACUCCAUGAACAACUCCAAAGACCCUUUUGUCAAGGAGGUCAAGAAGAUGACCAAGUUCAGAGCUUUUGACCCACGCUUCAUUUUGGUGUUUACGUUCCCAUUCUUCAUUCCUAUCCUUAAGAGAAUGAACGUGAACUUCUUCUCUCAAGAAGCUGUGGACUUCUUCACAAGAUCAGUUAAAAAAAUUAAGGAAGAACGGCAAAAACAAGGCAAAGGGACCAGGGUGGAUUUCCUGCAGCUGCUGAUAGACUCCCAAGGCUCCAACAGCAACGGCGUCGACGGCCAUCAACAGAGCAAUGGGGUGGAGCAUUCAUUCAAAGGGCUGACGGACGUCGAACUUCUGGCUCAAUCGAUCAUCUUCAUUUUUGCUGGAUAUGAGCCCACGAGCAAUUCUCUUGGUUACGUGGCCUACCUCUUGGCCACUCACCCCGACGUCCAACAGAAGCUCCUUGACGAGAUUGACACGGUUCUCCCCAACAAGGCCCCACUCACAUAUGACGCUAUCAUGCAAAUGGAGUAUCUCGACAUGGUGAUCAAUGAAACGCAGCGGCUGUAUCCCCUCGGAGGACGGCUCGAAAGGAUCUGCAAGAGAGAUGUCGAAAUAAACGGCGUGACUAUUCUGAAAGGCAUGUCGGUGGUCAUCCCACCUUACAUUCUCCACCGGGAUCCAGAGAACUGGCCAGAGCCAGAGGAGUUUAGACCUGAGAGGUUCAGCAAAGAGAACCGAGAUAACAUCGAUCCGGUGACGUACCUGCCCUUCGGAGCUGGUCCCCGCAACUGCAUCGGCUUGAGGUUCGCGAUGGUCACGAUGAAAGUGGCGAUUGCUAUUCUGCUGCAGCACUUCACCUUCAAAACCUGCAAAGAGACACAGAUACCCCUGGAGCUGAGCGACCAGGUAUUCCUCCUGCCAAAGGACCCGAUUGUUUUGAAAUUAGCGCCACGAAGAAAACAAGAAUGAGGCCUGCGUGUGUUUUCCACGCCUCUGUCAAGGAUGUGAACUGUGGAGAACUUGUAUCGUGCCCGAGGCAGAUUCUAUGAAGAGAAAUUCAAUUUGUUUGGAAGACAGUGUCUAGAUAUCUGCGGACAGACUGAUAGAUGUUUUUACCUUUCCUAAUGGAUGAGUCAAAAUUAUUUCUGAUUAAGGCUUAUGUACACUAAACAUACCUCAGAUCAAGUGGCUUCCAACAAUGAGACACCCCUUUUUCUAUUGCUGUCCUCAUAUGCUGGGUCUCAUAUACUGGUACUGAUCUGAUUUUUUAAUGGUGGUUGAAGGAUAGAUUGAGGUAUCUAAUGUGGCCUCAUGUUUACCUGCUGUGCUCAUUUCAAAAAUAAUAUUCCCUCCUCCCAGCAUAUUUAGUGGUUAAGAGCAGGUGGAUUCUAAUCUGGAGAACCGGGUUUGAUUCCCCGCUCCUCCACGUGAGCGGUGGACUCUGAUCUGGUG